Molecule: messenger RNA, 1359 nt
Organism: Adineta ricciae
Lineage: Eukaryota; Metazoa; Rotifera; Eurotatoria; Adinetida; Adinetidae
Source: the annotation of a GenBank genome assembly
AUGGAUAAAAAGAAAAAGAGACAAUUAUUACAAAAUCGUGAAGACUUCAUCACUCAACUUUAUCAAGAAUGCAUAUCGAUAAAAGAAAUAACGAAAUGGUCACAAUUUGAACCAAUUUAUGAGAAAUUGCAAAAAGUCAUCGAUGUUGAAAAAGAUCUAUCAAAAUCAAAUCCAACAUCAAACCGAGAAGAACGAUUGAAUGAUUUCAAUGUGUGGCUACAUUCGAAUGGUGUCGAUACUUCAAAUGUUGAGAUCUGUCUAUUUGAAAACUAUGGCUUUGGCUUAAAAGCUCGGAGAUCGCUUUCAACCAACGAUUGUUAUCUAACUAUACCACUUUCCCUUACGAUUACAACAGAUACAAUCAUGAAUUCUCCAUCACUUGCUUCGUUAGUGACAAGUGAUCAAUUACUUCGUUCUAUGCCAAACGUCGCUUUAGCACUAUUCCUUCUUCAUGAAGGUUCACAAUCAAAAUGGAAACCCUAUAUUGAUGUUUUGCCAAAUGAGUUCAAUACACCAUUAUAUUUUAAUCUUGAUCAAUUAAAUCGAUUGAAAUCGUCUGCCGUACUUUGCGAUGUUUUAAUGCACAUACAAAGAAUUGCCAGACAGUAUUGCUAUCUACACAAUCUACUCAAAGGCCAACUAGCACUUUCAAAACUUGCGGAAAACUUUUCAUACGAUGCAUAUAGAUGGGCAGUAAGUGUUGUUUCAACACGGCAAAACAAUGUUUUGAAUGACCAAGGCGAACCUCGAUUAGGGCUAAUCCCACUUAUGGAUUUUGUGAAUCAUCAGAACGGUCGAGAAUGCAUUCACUAUGAUGAAAAUCUCAAACAAAUCGAGUGUAAAGCAAUGAAAGAUGUUGAAAAAGGUGAACAAAUAUUUAUGUUUUAUGGAAGGCGAACAAAUGCUGAAUAUUUAAUUCACAAUGCUUUCGUUCCUGAUCAACAUAAUCCACAUGACACAUAUUUGUUAAAAUUAGUUCUCCCAAAAACGGACACAGCGUUCGACCGAAAGAGUGAACUUCUCCAACGAUACGGAUUCGAAACAUCAGAGAAGUUUCCCUUAUUCGUCGACAAUGAACUUUUAAACCCAUCGAUAUUUAUUUUUCUCAAAAUAUUUCUUAUGAAUUCGAACGACGUAUUCAAAGUACUUGCAGAAAAUAUGACGCUGGAUGAUUUCUUCGAUAGGUAUACAUUGGACAAAGAUAACGAUAUUCGAACAUAUCUCAAAACACGUCUACAACUGCUAAUUCGUUCAUUGAAUGUGACGUCUUUGACAAACAAUGAUUCUAUUGAUCGUCUAUUAAAGUGUGAAUACGAUAUGUUAGCGAAAGCCUUUCAAAAGCUUGAAAUUCCUUUUUGA